Messenger RNA from Penicillium canescens, 3180 nucleotides. RefSeq names its product alpha-ketoglutarate dehydrogenase KGD1 (gene kgd1). The record is from RefSeq and is a predicted model, not a curated record. The transcript has 3 exons. Gene Ontology annotation, biological process: tricarboxylic acid cycle. Gene Ontology annotation, cellular component: mitochondrion; oxoglutarate dehydrogenase complex. Gene Ontology annotation, molecular function: oxoglutarate dehydrogenase (succinyl-transferring) activity; thiamine pyrophosphate binding. Lineage: Eukaryota; Fungi; Ascomycota; Eurotiomycetes; Eurotiales; Aspergillaceae. The coding region runs from base 1 to 3180 and encodes 1059 amino acids.
AUGUUUAGAAACUCUGCUUUGAAGGCCACCCACAGCGGUAUGCUGCGUGGUGCGACCUCCCCAGCAUGCCGGCGCUCCUUCCACCUCGCCUCGAGCGCUCGCAGUGCAUCAAAAAGCUCCGGCUUCAGCAUGAGCGCCCGUCGCCCUCUCGCUGUUGUCAACCGUGCUUUCAACGGUGCCAGAUACUAUGCCGCCCCCGCGGAAAGUACAACUCAGGGAGUGGACCCCAACGAUUCCUUCCUCUCUGGCAACACCGCCAACUAUGUCGAUGAAAUGUACCUGGCAUGGAAGAACGACCCUUCCAGUGUUCACAUCUCGUGGCAGACCUAUUUCAAGAACAUGGAAGAGGGUAACAUGCCUAUCUCUCAGGCGUUCACUCCUCCUCCCACCCUCGUCCCUACCCCUACCGGAGGUGUCCCUCAAGAUAUGCCCGGUGAGGGUCUCUCUGCUGGCGUUGACGUGACAAAUCACUUGAAGGUUCAGUUGUUGGUGCGCGCUUACCAGGCCCGUGGGCACCACAAGGCUAAGAUCGACCCUCUCGGUAUCCGCGGAGAGGCCGAGGCCUUUGGCUACGACAAGCCGAAGGAGCUCGAGCUUGAUCACUAUGGUUUCACCGAGCGUGACCUGGACCAGGAGUUUGCUCUUGGACCCGGUAUCCUGCCCCGUUUCGCCACCGACGGCCGCAAGAAGAUGACUCUGCGCGAGAUCAUUGACGCUUGCGAAAAGAUCUACUGCGGUUCUUACGGUGUUGAAUACAUUCACAUUCCUGACCGCAAGCCCUGCGAGUGGAUUCGCGACCGCUUCGAGAUCCCUCAGCCUUACAACUACUCCGUUGACGACAAGCGCCGCAUCCUUGACCGUCUGAUCUGGAGUUCCAGCUUCGAGGCCUUCCUUGCCACCAAGUUCCCCAACGACAAGCGUUUCGGCCUUGAGGGUUGUGAGACCCUGGUCCCUGGUAUGAAGGCGCUGAUCGAUCGCAGUGUCGACUACGGCAUCAAGGACAUUGUCAUCGGUAUGCCUCACCGUGGACGUCUCAACGUCCUGUCCAACGUUGUCCGCAAGCCCAACGAGUCAAUCUUCAGUGAGUUCGCUGGCUCCACUGAGCCUUCCGAUGAGGGUUCUGGUGAUGUCAAGUACCACUUGGGUAUGAACUUCGAGCGUCCCACUCCCUCCGGUAAGCGGGUGCAGCUGUCUCUGGUUGCCAACCCCUCCCAUCUAGAGGCUGAGGACCCCGUUGUGCUCGGCAAGACCCGUGCCAUCCAGCACUACAACAACGAUGAGACCAACUACGACUCCGCCAUGGGAGUUCUGCUCCACGGUGAUGCUGCCUUUGCUGGCCAGGGCGUUGUCUACGAGACCAUGGGAUUCCACUCUCUUCCCGCUUACUCCACUGGUGGUACCAUCCACCUUGUCGUGAACAACCAGAUCGGUUUCACCACUGAUCCUCGUUACUCUCGUUCCACCCCCUACUGUUCGGACAUCGCCAAGUCCAUCGAUGCUCCCGUCUUCCACGUGAACGCCGACGAUGUCGAGGCUGUCAACUACGUCUGCCAGGUCGCUGCUGACUGGCGUGCCGAGUUCAAGCGCGAUGUUGUCAUUGACAUGGUCUGCUACCGUAAGCAGGGUCACAACGAGACUGACCAGCCCUCGUUCACCCAGCCUCUGAUGUACAAGCGCAUUGCCGAGCAGAAGGCUCAGCUUGACAAGUACAUUGAGAAGCUCAUUGCUGAGGGCAGCUUCACCAAGGAGGACAUCGACGAGCACAAGAAGUGGGUCUGGGGCAUGCUCGGCGACAGCUUCGAUCGCAGCAAGGACUACCAGCCCACCAGCAAGGAGUGGCUGACUUCCGCGUGGAACAACUUCAAGACUCCCAAGGAGCUGGCUACCGAGGUCCUGCCUCACCUGCCUACCGCUGUUAACCAGAAGACUCUUGCUCAUAUCGCUGACAAGGUCAGCGGCAGCGGUGUCCCUGAGGGCUUCACCCUCCACCGCAACCUCAAGCGUAUCUUGAGCAACCGCAAGAAGACCGUCGAUGAGGGCAAGAACAUCGACUGGGCUACUGCUGAGGCUCUUGCCUUCGGUUCGCUUGUCGACGAGGGCUACCACGUCCGUGUUUCCGGUCAGGAUGUUGAGCGUGGUACCUUCUCUCAGCGUCACGCCGUCCUGCACGACCAGGAUGCCGAGGGCACCUACACUCCCCUGCAGAACAUCAGUGACAAGCAGGGUAGCUUCGUCAUCUCCAACUCCUCUCUCAGCGAGUUCGGCGUUCUCGGUUUCGAGUACGGUUACUCUCUCACCUCCCCCAAUGCCCUUGUGAUGUGGGAGGCUCAGUUCGGUGACUUUGCCAACAACGCUCAGUGUAUUAUUGAUCAGUUUAUCGCCUCCGGUGAGACCAAGUGGCUGCAGCGUUCCGGCCUGGUUGUCUCCCUGCCUCACGGUUACGAUGGCCAGGGUCCUGAGCACUCUUCCGGUCGUAUGGAGCGCUGGUUGCAGCUUUGCAACGAAGAGCCCCGCGUCUUCCCUUCAGCUGACAAGCUCGACCGCCAACACCAGGACUGCAACAUGCAGAUUGUCAACAUGACCACUCCUGCCAACCUGUUCCACAUCCUCCGUCGCCAGAUCCACCGCCAGUUCCGUAAGCCUCUGGUCAUCUUCUUCUCCAAGGCUCUGCUGCGUCACCCCAUUGCCCGUUCCGACAUUGAGGCCCUGACCGGUGACUCUCACUUCCAGUGGAUCAUUCCCGAAGAGGGCCACGGUACCUCCGUUGACGAGCCCGAGAAGAUCGAGCGCGUUAUUCUUUGCUCUGGCCAGGUCUACGCUGCUCUUCUCAAGCACCGUGAGGCCAACGGUAUCCGCAACACUGCUAUCACCCGUGUUGAGCAGCUGCAUCCCUUCCCCUGGGCUCAGCUGAAGGAGAACCUUGACAGCUACCCCAACGCCAAGGACAUCGUCUGGUGUCAAGAGGAGCCCCUCAAUGCAGGUGCCUGGUCCUACGCCCAGCCCCGUAUCGAGAGCCUGCUCAACGCCACCCAGCACCACAACCGCCGCCACGUCCUGUACGCUGGACGCACUGGUUCCGCCUCCGUCGCCACCGGUCUCAAGGCCGUUCACUUGAAGGAGGAGGAGGACUUCCUGGGGGAUGCUUUCUCCAUUCAUCAGGAUCACCUGAAGGGCGAGUAA